Acanthosepion pharaonis is the source of this 969-nucleotide messenger RNA. The record is from the annotation of a GenBank genome assembly. NCBI's taxonomy places the organism in Eukaryota, Metazoa, Mollusca, Cephalopoda, Sepiida, Sepiidae.
AUGAGCCUCUUUAUUUGCGGGUGGUGGUGGGGAUGGUUGGCGCUUCUUCUUUCUUCCUUUUUUCUUCUACAAAAACAACAAUUACAGCGUUUGGAGGCUGAAAGGUCCGAGGCUCGACUUCCUCCUCCUUCUUCUCUUUCUUCUUCUUCUUCUUCUUCAUCUUCUUCUUCUUCAUCAUCAUCAUCUUCUUCUUCUUGUUCUUUUUCUUCUUUUUUCUUUUUCUUCUUCUUCUUUUUUCUACUUCUUCUUUCCUCUUCUUAUUUUUCAUCUUUCUUCUUUUUCUUCUUUUCCUACUUCUUCUUUCCUCUUCUUCUUCCUCUUCUUCUUCUUCUUCUUUCUCCUUCUUCUUCGUUGACUUCUUCUUUCUCCGUCUUCUUCUUUUUCUUCUUCUUUCCUCUUCUUCUUCUUCUUCUUUUUCUUCUUCCUCUUUUCUCUUCUUCUUUUCCUUCUUUUUCUUCUUCUGUUUCUUCUUUUUCUUCUUUCUUCUUCUUUUUCAACUUCUUCUUUCCUUUUCUUUUUUUCUUCCUCUUUCCUCUUUUUCUUCUUUCUUUUUCUUUUCUUUCUUUUUCUUCUUCUUCUGUUUUUUCUUUUUCAUUUUCUUCUUCUUUUUCUUCUUUAUUUUCUUCUUUCUUCUUUUUUUCUUCUUUUUUCUACUUCUUCUUUCCUCUUCUUCUUCUUCUUCUUCCUCUUUCCUCUUCUUUUUUUUCUUCUUUUCCUUCUUUUUCUUCUUCUUCUUCUUCUUUUCUUCUUCUUUCUUCUUCUUGUUUUUCUUCUUCUUUAACACAUCUUAAUUCUUCAUUUCCCUCUUUCUGUCUUCAUCCUCAUCUUGAAGGAAAAACUCCCUCGUCUUUCUCUUAUUCCCAUCGUCUCCUCGUUGUCCUUUCUCUCGCCUUCUUUCUCCAUUCGUAUCUUCCCCUCCUCCAAAAGUCGUCUCGUCCCCGACCCAGUGUUUGCUUCUCUCUCAUCUGA